AUGUCGCUCAAUCUCCACCGAUUACAAGCCCUAGCCGAUGAUACAAAGUCGUCGCCACCAUGGACCGCCCCAAAUUUCUCUAAAAGUCAUCUUCCAGUACCUUCAUCCACCCAUUUCUGCUUUCGAAGUCCUGGUUUACGUCUCCAAGCUACCCGUCGUCCUCCUAGUUAUCCUCAGGAAGGUGAGAAUUCGGCGGCGGAUCCUAGGAUAUGGAAUCGGAACCGUAAUGAUAUGACUUUCUUCGGAGAUUACGAUGAAGACGAUGACGAAGAUGAUGAGGAGGAGGAGGAAGAUGACAGGAGCAUGGAUCUUCUGAUUAGGUUUGUUGAGAACGUGUUUAAGAAGAUAUCUAAGCGAGCUCGCAAAGCCGUUCGAUCCGUUCUUCCUAUCAAUAUCCCCACCAAAUUGGUACUGAUUUGCAUUUCUCAAGUUAUCAAUUUGAUCCAAUUCGUAGACAACCAGUUGCCUAAGGCUAACCCUUCCCUUUACCGUAACCUUCAUUUAAGAAUGGAACAUGGGAGGAUGUUAAGAAGAUUGUGUCAACACUUAAUCCUGAAUUUCAAAUCGCUUACCAAAAUUGUUGGGUUAAUAAAGGAGGUGCACUCACUGGUGAAAUUAGUGCAAAGACACUUGUGA
Molecule: messenger RNA, 636 nt
Organism: Lactuca virosa
Lineage: Eukaryota; Viridiplantae; Streptophyta; Magnoliopsida; Asterales; Asteraceae
Source: the annotation of a GenBank genome assembly